Molecule: messenger RNA, 5525 nt
Organism: Tachyglossus aculeatus (Australian echidna)
Lineage: Eukaryota; Metazoa; Chordata; Mammalia; Monotremata; Tachyglossidae
Gene: ROR1
Product: receptor tyrosine kinase like orphan receptor 1
Exons: 9
Coding region: 1-2817 (938 amino acids)
Biological process (GO): protein phosphorylation; positive regulation of canonical NF-kappaB signal transduction; cell surface receptor protein tyrosine kinase signaling pathway
Cellular component (GO): signaling receptor complex
Molecular function (GO): protein kinase activity; protein binding; ATP binding
Source: RefSeq, a predicted model, not a curated record
AUGGCGGCCCCGGCCCGGACGGCCCGGACGCUGGCAGCCCCCGGUCCUCGGGCGCUGGCCGGCCUCUUGCUCCUAGCGGGGAUCCUCAGGGCCCAAGGAACGGAUUUGUCAGUACUUUCUGACCCAGCGCCCACCUCCUCCUGGAACAUUUCAAGCGAAGCGGACAAAGAUUCCUCCCUGACACUUGACGAACCGAUGAACAACAUCACUACGUCCUUGGGCCAGACGGCCGAGCUGCACUGCAAGGUUUCCGGGAGCCCCCCGCCCACCAUCCGCUGGUUCAAGAACGACGCCCCCGUGGUCCAGGAGCCCCGCAGGAUCUCCUUCCGGGCCACCAGCUAUGGCUCGCGCCUGCGGAUCAGGAACCUGGACACCACCGACACUGGCUACUUCCAAUGUGUGGCGACUAACGGCAAGAAAGUGGUAUCCACCACUGGAGUCCUGUUCGUCAAAUUUGGCCCCCCUCCUACGGCAAGCCCGGGAGCGUCAGAUGAAUACGAAGAAGACGGAUUCUGCCAACCCUAUAGAGGAAUUGCCUGUGCCCGAUUCAUUGGGAACCGCACGGUGUAUAUGGAAUCUCUGCACAUGCAGGGAGAAAUUGAAAAUCAAAUCACAGCCGCCUUCACCAUGAUCGGCACGUCCAGCCACUUGUCGGACAAAUGCUCGCAGUUCGCCAUCCCAUCCCUGUGCCACUACGCCUUCCCCUACUGCGACGAGACCUCGGCGGCGCCCAAGCCCCGCGACCUGUGCCGGGACGAGUGUGAGAUCCUGGAGAACGUCCUCUGUCAGACCGAAUACAUCUUCGCCCGCUCCAACCCCAUGAUCCUCAUGAGGCUCAAGCUUCCCAACUGCGAGGACCUGCCCCAGCCCGAGAGCCCGGAAGCGGCCAACUGCAUCCGGAUCGGCAUUCCCAUGGCCGAUCCCAUCAACAAAAAUCACAAGUGCUACAACAGCACGGGAGCAGACUACCGAGGCACCGUCAGCGUGACCAAAUCGGGCCGCCAGUGUCAGCCGUGGAACUCGCAGUAUCCCCACACGCACACGUUCACCGCCGUCCGCUACCCGGAGCUAAACGGCGGACACUCCUAUUGCCGCAACCCGGGCAAUCAGAAGGAAGCCCCAUGGUGCUUCACCCUGGACGAAAAUUUCAAGUCCGACCUCUGUGACAUCCCCGCGUGCAAUUCUAAGGAGUCCAAGGAGAAGAAUAAAAUGGAAAUCCUUUACAUACUAGUGCCCAGUGUGGCUAUUCCCCUGGCCAUAGCCCUGCUGUUUUUCUUCAUCUGUGUCUGCCGUAACAAUCAGAAGGCGUCCUCCCCGCCAGUUCAGAGGCAACCCAAGCCCGUCAGAGGUCAAAACGUCGAGAUGUCAAUGCUGAAUGCCUAUAAACCAAAGAGCAAGGCUAAAGAGCUACCGCUGUCUGCCGUGCGUUUCAUGGAGGAACUGGGAGACUGUGCCUUCGGCAAAGUCUACAAGGGCCACCUCUACGUCCCGGGCAUGGACCACACCCAGUUAGUGGCGAUCAAGACCCUGAAAGACUUUAACAACCCACAGCAGUGGGCGGACUUCCAACAGGAAGCGUCGCUCACGGCCGAGCUCCACCACCCCAACAUCGUCUGCCUCCUCGGCGUGGUGACCCAGGAACAGCCGGUGUGCAUGCUCUUCGAGUACAUGAACCAGGGCGACCUCCGGGAGUUCCUCAUCAUGCGGUCUCCCCACUCGGACGUCGGGUGCAGCAGCGACGAGGACGGCACCGUGAAGUCCAGCCUGGACCACGGGGACUUCCUGCACAUCGCCAUUCAGAUUUCCGCGGGGAUGGAGUACCUCUCCAGCCACUUCUUCGUGCACAAGGACCUGGCGGCCCGCAACAUACUGAUCGGAGAGCAGCUGCAGGUGAAGAUCUCCGACCUGGGCCUCUCCAGAGAGAUCUACUCCGCGGAUUAUUACCGGGUUCAGAGUAAGUCCCUGCUGCCCAUCCGCUGGAUGCCCCCGGAAGCCAUCGUCUACGGGAAAUUCUCUUCCGAUUCGGACAUCUGGUCCUUCGGCGUGGUCCUGUGGGAGAUUUUCAGCUUCGGGCUCCAGCCGUACUACGGAUUCAGCAACCAGGAGGUGGUCGAGAUGGUCCGGAAGCGACAGCUGUUACCCUGCUCGGAAGACUGCCCUCCUAGGAUGUACGGCCUGAUGACGGAGUGCUGGAACGAGGUUCCCUCUCGGAGGCCGAGGUUUAAAGACAUCCACGGCCGGCUGCGGUCUUGGGAGGGGAUUUCCAGUCACAACAGCUCCACCACUCCUUCUGGGGGGAACGCCACCACCCAGACGACUUCCCUCAGCGCCAGCCCCGUGAGCAACCUCAGCAAUCCCAGGUACCCCAAUUUCAUGUUCCCCGCCCAGGGUAUGCCACAGGGCCAGAUCGCCGGUUUCAUCGGCCCGCCGUUACCUCAGAACCAACGCUUCAUCCCCAUCAACGGCUACCCGAUCCCGCCCGGCUACGCGGCCUUCCCGGCUGCCCACUACCAGCCCCCGGCCCCGACCAGGGUCAUUCAGCACUGCCCCCCGCCCAAGAGCCGCUCGCCGAGCAGCGCGAGCGGGUCGACCAGCACGGGUCACGUGACUAGCUUGCCCUCUUCGGGAUCUAAUCAGGACGCCAAUAUCCCCUUGCUCUCCCACGUGUCCAUCCCCAGUCACCCGAGCGGAAUGGGCGCACCCGCUUUCGGAAACAAAACUCAGAAACCGUACAAAGGGGACUCCAAGCAGCCGUCUCUACUCGGGGACUCCAACCUCCACGGGCACACUGAAUCCAUGAUUUCCGCAGAACUCUAAGCGCCUCGCGCUUCUGUAAAUACGAUAGGCGUUUCAUACCGGAAAGGCGGAGAGAAGAUGUAUAUGCAAAUAUUUUAUUAAAAUAAGAUUCUUCUGGUUCUUCAGCAGACAUGGCUACCAGUAUCUUCUGUGAAGUUUAACGGUAUUCUUAGCAGGGAAGGCUAACACCAGCCAGCUCGAAAGAGAGGAGAGGAAAGGGCACUGUGGUCUUAACACUACAUCUGUUGGGAGAACCUGGCACCAGGAUGGUGUCCCUCUGUUUCAGCACGAGAAAGACUGUGAUGUCGUGAAGAAAAAGAAAGAAGACCCCGUGACAGAUUAUCCGACCGGAAGAGAAAAGAGCCAAAUGGGGCUUGAGGCGUUACUCGAUUUCGGCCUCUUUGGCCGUAACGUUCCCCAAAUAUUUUCUUGCAUUUGUCCACCGGCGAGGAUGCCGGUUUCUCUUUUGGGACAGACGUCCAGACUUGCUGGGACAGGUAAUUCAGUGAACGAGUCGAAAUGUUCAGCGCGAUCGAUUUCAACAUUCUCCACUGGAAAAUGCCGUUUCCAGUGACUGAGGUGGACGGGUCACGUUUGACAUCGAGAGCGGCGUCAAGCCACCGGCCCAGGAGAGGUUUCCCGCCGAGCCUUCUCCUUGAUGGAGAAUGUCGGGGCGGCCCGGAGGAUCCCGACACCUCCCUUGGGAGGCCUUCGGCGGGGCCUCGGUAGAUCCUCCCCAAACCUUCCUCAGGCCAGGAGGAAUAUGCCCCAUCCACGCUUUCUCCAGCCCUGGUCAAGUGAGGACAAAAGCACCGUUAAGGAGACUGGAUUCAAACAGUGGCACACCUCCGGUGGGAUCUCUUUGACCCUCCGGAGCUGGGGCAGAAGAACUGAGGGAGGGGCGGCCUCCCGCCCCAGUUCGGAGAAGCAGAAGUCUGUGGAACUGAGCAGAGACAGAGCUCAUGGCUUCCUUGCCUGGCGGGGAAGACCCCGUCCAGAGACGAGCCUGAGGGUGGAAUUUCGCCUGGCCGAGUAUGGCGACCAGCGGGGCUGUGGAAGUGUCUUACACAGCAGGUCGAUGUUCCCACCUCAGCACUGAUUUGUACCUUCCCCAAGUGCCGAGAGUCAGAGGGGAGGAGAGGGAGCCCGAGGAGUAAAACCUUGGUGGCCCCAACGUCCUUUUCUGGCCCAGUGGGACCCCGAUGACAGCCAGGUUCUUAAUUCUGUUCCGGGUGAAUUUAAUUUCCUCUUGAGGGGAGUUGAAGAGAUUGUAUUCUCAUCCCUAAUUCAUAGGGGAAUAUGACCUCUGUGAUUAUUUUAUUAUCCAGAGGCCGUCGCCUCGUAUUUUUCAGUUACUGUAACUUGGAGUGGGGUCACAGGUUGAGGUCAUUUUACAGAUCGCCAAAAGCCAUACCCCCUAAAAAAUCGAUGGAAGCCCCGUAUUUCGAUCUGUCAUGCUUAGGAUGACCGAUCUAUCGAUGGUAUAUCUUGGGCGGGGGGAGGUCAAGGGCGUGCAGAUGUGCUUGACUGAGCUUAGAAUUCCACAAUUUUAGUUUCAGUUCAGAAAGUUUUUGGAUGUUUAAUUCAGUUUCCUGCAUCUAAAGAGACUGACAGGGGUUGCGGAAGCUCCUGCAGACAACAUUUGGAUGAGGUAAGUGUCAGAGAAGGAGAAAUGCAAUGAGGAAAUUUCCACCAGGACUAUACAGGAGGGUGAAAAAUGUCAGGAGCCAAUGCUUGGUGAGAUGGGUGAUGGGGAGAGUCGGCACACGACAGCAGCAGCAAGUUUACAUGUACCGGGAAAACCCAUGGAAGCUGGGUCUAUCCAAGUGUACGGACAAGUCAGUGAAAUUAAGAGUUUUAAUUUCAUAACAAAUAAGCUGAUUCGAAAGUUACAUUUCUUGAUUUUAGGGGAGGUAGUCAGGGCCGAAUAUUUGUAUCCUUUUGUUGCUAUGCAACGGUUUAAUGAUAAAGUUUCAAGCCACAGUUUUAGAGAUGUUCAUUGACAAUCAUUUUUUCCCCCAAGAAUAUUUAUUAUGUUAGCUCAUUUCAUCAUUUCAAUGAGUCUGAAUGGUUCAGUAAUCCCCAUAAGGGAGACUGGAGUUCCAAGAGCCACUGAAAAAGUUCUCUGAAAAAAUGUUUUGGCGACCUAAUACCAUCAGUUAGAUUGAACUUUUCAUAGCGGCGGACAUUUUGAGCAUUUAUGUGAUUACUGAAAUUCAGGUAUGAUAACGAUCUAGAUUUUUGAAACCACUCUUGAAGAUUCACAAAAAUCACCGAAUCUCUUUUUUGUAUUAAAAUCAUAUAUUUUUCACAUACCGAAAAGACUUUUUUGCUCCUUUGACGGUGUUGUACGACUUAAUUUUCAAAUUUUUUUGCACAAAAUGGCGUUCGUGUUUUGUAAAGCAGACGUGAAAAUAUAGUUCUGCAUUUUAUAUCUUGGUCUGUUUCUCUUUUUUUAAACUUGAUGUAGAUUUUUUUCAAAUACAUAAUGGCAGUACAAACGACCUGCCACUUUGAUAUAUUUUUCUGUUUUCACUGCAUGCAUUUAAUCACUGUAUUACUUGAUGUUUGAUUAAUUAUGGGCAUUUCAAUUAGGCAAGCAUGAAAAUGUAAUAAUGAAAGCCUAUUUUAUAUUGAGGUUAUAUACAUUUUGUAUUUCACACACCAGAGAUAUUAAACACUGAUUAUUUUAUGCUGCUGUUAUUAAAACAUGUUUUUAAUAUAAAUAU